GUCUGCCCUAGAGAGCCGGAGUGCAAACCCGAGGUCUUGCUUGCAGCUGGGAGGUCCUGAAGCUUCACGACCUUGUAAUUCGCGCCCUUUGCUUCCGUUGCCCUGUUUUUUGGCUUCCUAGAAGAAGCAAAUCAAACUCUGCUUUCGGGAAAAUCAGUAAAGCAAAUCCAACUCCUAAAAAAUUUCUUGAAAUCGCGCCGUUAAAAGAAUCAACGCACCGAGCUACAGUUGAACCCCUUUAUAUUCCAGGAAAUGACAUUUUAGAGACGAACUUGAAAUUCCUUUCUUCACACUUGGUAGCGGGUCGUGAACAGAUUUAUUAUGAUCGGUUUUAAGAACCGCUCCGGAUCCAAGCUAUUCGUAAAAUAUGUGGAUUCACUACAAAGAGUUAUACUUAUUACCAAAAAAUGGGUAUGACCAAAGUAUUCUGCAUUUUUGAGAGUCCACUGCUCCUGACAAGAAUGAAGUAAGGAUUUCACAAAAGAAAUUGCAGCAAAGAUCCCUACUGCCAUAGCUAUAGGCUGUCAAGUCUUGAAGGAGCUGCAAGAAGGGGAAAAGAGACCUUCAGAGAAGACAUGGCGCCCAGAGAAGGGGAUACUAAGAGUACAAACAGGGUGCUAAGAAUAAGUCAGUUGGAUGCACUUGAACUAAACAAGGCCCUGGAGCAGCUAGUUUGGUCCCAGUUUGCUCAGUGCUUUCAUGGAUUUAAGCCAGGGCUGUUAGCUCGCUUUGAACCUGAAGUGAAAGCAUUGUUGUGGCUUUUCCUAUGGCGAUUCACUGUCUACUCGAAAAACGCCACUGUGGGACAAUCAGUUUUGAAUAUUCAGUACAGAAACGAUUUUUCCCCAAACCCAAGAUAUCAUCCACCAAGUAAAAAUCAGAAACUCUGGUAUGCUGCAUGUACCAUUGGUGGGAGGUGGCUAGAAGAACGAUGCUAUGAUUUGUUUAGAAAUCGCCAUGUAGCGUCAUUUGGGAAAUUCAAGCAAUGUAUGAAUUUCAUGUUUGGACUUUUGAAAUUAGGUGAGUUAGUUAAUGUUUUGAUUUUCCUUCAAAGAGGAAAGUUUGCAACUUUAACAGAACGUCUCCUAGGCAUUCAUUCUGUAUUUUGCAAGCCCCAAAAUAUCCGUGAAGUUGGCUUUGAGUAUAUGAAUAGGGAACUCCUCUGGCAUGGUUUUGCUGAGUUUCUGAUUUUUCUCUUACCACUUAUCAAUAUCCACAAAUUGAAAGCCAAAUUAUGUUCAUGGUGUAUCCCCCUUACUGGUUCCCCAAGUAGUGACAGUACAUUAUUAACCAGUGGCAAAGAAUGUUCUCUGUGUGGAGAGUGGCCCACCAUGCCUCAUACCAUCGGAUGUGAACACAUCUUCUGCUAUUACUGUGUGAAGAGUAGUUGCUUAUUUGACACGUACUUUACUUGUCCUAAAUGUGGCACAGAGGUACACAGUGUGCAGCCACUGAAAUCAGGAGUUGAGAUGUCAGAAGUGAAUACUCUAAACUAAAAUUGUUUCCUCUGAGGACAAAAUGUAUUUUCAAAUCCUCAAUAUGAAUCAUCCUUACAUUUAAAUGUCUUUGAUAAGUCAUGUGUGCUUCUCAGCCACUAUCUUCAGUUCCUUUCUAGGCAACAACUAAAUUCUGACCACUGGUAAACAUUAAAUAGAUUAUGUUAAUGUUUAGUUUUUUAAAAACACUGCAUUUCAUUUUUAAUUUAAAAAAUAAUGGAGUUUUCUGUAAGAUGACUAUUAAAAAUGUUCCUUAAUUUUGCUUCUUCAUAGGAAGCAUUUGGACUCUAAAGAUAAAGUAUUUUGGAGACUUUGUGAUGAGUGUGCCUUUAUUUUCAGAGAUGACAUGAUAUCAUAAUAUUAAAAUGUGACUGAUUAUGUUUUAAACCUUUAAACUUGGUGCCACGUGUGAUUUUAAGCUUUUCUGUGAAGCCAGUUUUCAAGAGGUUCGGUUUCUAGCUGUCAGACUCCUUCACAAUUGACUUCUUAUAUUGAGAAUGUAAAAGUUGCUUAAGACAGUUUAGAAGUGAGGCCUGAGGACCAAAAUGGACAGCAUAUUAGUAAUUCAUGAAAUAUGAGUGGUCUUUCACAUGGCAGUAAUAUAGGAAUACAUAUCAUGAUGCACAUCACUCGGUUUUUUCUACAUUUUUGCAACAAGUUCUUGCUUAGAGGAGAAACUGGGUAGUGUAUCUUACUUAGUAUGUAUAACAUCUAAAUUAUCUACCUAUUAUUUAGUCUUUGUAACGUUCCUUUUUUGUUGUUGCUUUUCUUGCUUAUAAGCUAUUUGAUAUACCACACACUAAUGGCAGGUAAUCAAUGGACUUAUGACUGACUAUGAGCCCCACGAGCUCAUUCCAGGAGCUCUGCCUCACUGCAGAUAGUCGAGCCUUCUGGUCAAGUUACUGUUAAAAUCCUAGAGACUAUUCUGUCCCUGCUGCUUUGGGCACUACCAGAAGACUCAGGGCUCAAUGUUCAGGAAUAUUGGGUCACGUUUAUAACUACAUGAUGGUUUUUCAUUUUAUCAAGAACCUAUCAAGAAUGUUUUUCCUUUGAAAAAUAAAAACUUUGCA
Fukomys damarensis (Damara mole-rat) is the source of this 2566-nucleotide messenger RNA. It is a transcript of the gene Pex2, whose product is annotated as peroxisomal biogenesis factor 2. Gene Ontology annotation, molecular function: zinc ion binding. The coding region runs from base 576 to 1496 and encodes 306 amino acids. Gene Ontology annotation, biological process: protein import into peroxisome matrix. NCBI's taxonomy places the organism in Eukaryota, Metazoa, Chordata, Mammalia, Rodentia, Bathyergidae. The record is from RefSeq and is a predicted model, not a curated record. Gene Ontology annotation, cellular component: peroxisomal membrane. The transcript has 3 exons.